Messenger RNA from Dictyostelium discoideum AX4, 1929 nucleotides. RefSeq lists its product as hypothetical. The transcript has a single exon. Bases 1 to 1929 code for a protein of 642 amino acids. NCBI's taxonomy places the organism in Eukaryota, Evosea, Eumycetozoa, Dictyosteliales, Dictyosteliaceae. The record is from RefSeq and is a predicted model, not a curated record.
AUGAUAAUAAUAAUUAAUCAAAAAUAUUUAAUUAAAAAAAUAUUAAAUUAUUAUUUAUCAUUUUAUUCAAAAUAUGGUGAUGAAGAGAAUGGUAUAUUAUUUUUAAGUUAUUCAAUAAUGAAAUUAAGUUCAAUUUGUAAAGAUUGGAAAAGGGAUUUAGUACGUAAAUUGACAUACCCAAGAAUUGAGAUUACAAAUAUGGAAGUAUUAGCAUACGUAGUUGAAUGGAUUGAAAAGUUGAAAUUACCAAUAAACAAUCUCAAAUUCCCAUUCCAUCAACAGAAAACCAUGUUUAAAGAUGAUUUCCUAUCACCACAAUUAACCGAAUCAGUACCAAUAAUUGCGGAUCGUAUUAGAUCAAUUUCAUUCAGAUCUGGUAAAAUCGAUUACGGUGGUACCAUUCUGUUAACAGAGAGUAUAGAGAGUGCAAGUUUUGGUGUUUUCAAUAAUAAAGAGUAUCAAAAGUUUUGUAAUAUCCUAGUAAACUAUAAAGAAGUAAUUAAAAAAUCAUUAACAUCAUUAACAUUAACUACAAUCCUAUAUGAAUGUGAUAUCGAUAUUCAAGAUAUUAAAGAAUCAAUUAAAUCAUUACAAGUACUUGACUCUUUAAUUUUAGUAAGUUGUUUUCAAAAUCAAAUUCAAUCAUUAGAUUUAAUACCACAAUUAUCAAAAACUUUAAGAAAAAUUAAAUUAUUAUAUAUAAAUAUAGAAUAUGAAAUGUUAUUAAAUAUGAUUAAAUUAAUAAUUGAAAAUCAACAAAAAUAUAAUAAUAAUAAUAAUAUAGGUGGUGAUGAUGAUGAAAUUUGUAAUAUAUCAUAUUUUGAAUUAAAUGCAAAAUUUUUAAAUCAUCAUCUUUUAAAUAAUAACAAUAAUAGUGGUAGUAAAAUUAAUAAUAGUGAUAAUAGUAAUCAAUUACCUGAUAAUGGCGUAUUAUGGGAGGAUGAAGAUAAAUUUAAUCAACAAUUUUCAGAAUCUUCAAAUUGCUUUUAUUUAGAUGGUGUUUUUGAAUUAUUAUCAAAUUGGAAAUCUUUAAAAUCUUUUAAAAUUAUAAUGCCUGACGAGACUGUAAACGUUUCAAGCGUUUUAAAUUUUUUAGGUUGUCAAGAAAAUUUAAAAAAAUUCACUUUUAUUGUCAAAUUAAAUGAUGAUAUUAAUAAAAAUAAAAAUAAUAAUGAAUAUAUAACAUCAAUUGAUAAUUUAAAUUAUUCAGUUAAAAAGAUAAUGAUUAAAUCAUUUAUUGAAAAUGAUAAAGAUUGUAUACCAAUGAUAUGGAAUAAAUGUAAAGAAUUGAAUAGAUUAGAAUUACAUUUAGAAGGUGAUACAAUUGAAAGUGAUAAAUUUUAUAGUUUUAAUGAUAGUGAUAAUAAUAAUAAAUCAGAUUUAGAGAUUAAAAUAUUUAGUUUAAAUCAUCCAUAUUCAAAUAGAUUAUUUAAUUCAAUUCAUUCAAAUUUAAAUGUAGUUUCAGUUACAAUAAUUAAUGAACAAGAUGAAUUGGAUUCUUUAAGAGAGGUAUUGUUAUGGAAUCAUCCAACUAUUAAAACUUUGAAUUUCAAUAAAUCAGAUUGUAAAUCUCCACAAACUUUAUCACUUAUAGACCCAAUAAUUAAUAAUAAUACAAUUGAAUUCCUUUAUAUUGCUGGUGUAUUACAAAAAGAUUCACUCUAUCCUCAACAUGAUAAUUUAGAACUAUUAAUUCAAAUUCUAUCUCGUAAUAAUACUUUAAUUCAUUUAGAUUUUAGUUUUAAUUCAUUACCAUCGAAAAUGACUGAUGAUGAAUUAUCUAAACUUUUAAAUGCAAUUCAAUCAAAUAAAACAAUUCAAUCACUAACUUUAAAUGGUUGUUGGGAUAUAUCCUCAAAAUAUAUUAAUAUCAUUAAUAAAACAUUAUUAAUAUGUGGUAUAUUAUCAACUUAUUGUGAUCCAUUUUAA